AUGGCGACCCCAGCCUUUCCCACUCAUCCAGUCCCAGAACAACUGGUGACAGUGAAAGUACUCUACAAUGACAGCAAUCGGCGAUUCAAGUUACCGCUGAGAGACCUCAAGGCGCAGGUCUUCCCCAGAAGUCUUGUCCUUGAUAACUUACUGUUACGUCGGGUUCAGCUCCGCGUGCUCCUUAACGUUCCGGCGGAUGUCAACGUCAUCCUAGAACGUUACUCCGAUAGCGCCGGCUCUUAUAUCCACCUUGACUGCGACAACGCUGCCGUCUACAAGCAACUUUUCCGAGCUGCCAAAGCCAAGUCCAAGCUUCGCAUCAGAGCCAGCACGGUCGACCCCUCGGCCCCGACCAUCGACACCGCCGUUCCGGUGGAGUCGACCAACCAGAUGCUUCCUUCGAGAACGAGCUAUCUCGAUACCGUUCUGAGCUCCCCUAUCCCCGUUGCUCACCCUGAAUCUCUCACUAUCUCUUCUGAAGCUACCCCUGUUCUCGCUGGUGGAUCCACAGACCCCCAGGUCACGCUACCCAUCGGUCAGCCGCGCUACCGGGACUUCGAGAUGGAGCAGGACAAACUUCGCUUUCCCAUCAUCUCUCACAACUCCCCUGGUGGGAUGUUCUGCAUCGACUGCAACAACUGUGGUCACUCCAUUGCCAACGAACACUAUCACUGCAGCAUCUGUGAGCAUGGAGACUAUGAUCUGUGUCUACAGUGUGUUGAUGAUGGCGCCUCGUGCCAUGGUGAAGGUCACUGGUUGAUCAAGCGUGUGGUCAUCAAUGGCGUUGUUACCAACAGCACAACCGAGAAAAUCCCCCCUCGUAGGGUGCAGGAGCGAGUCAUCAAGCCCGCCCCCGUUCAAGUGCAGCAUGUACCUGAGCCUACUCCCGAGCUCAUUCCUGGGCUUGCUGAGAACGUCCCGGAGAUGCCGGCCACUCUCCCUCCAGCCGAAGUUAUUAGCUCGGAUACUGCAAACCAGGGAGAUGAGAAGCCCAUGUGCAAUGGGUGCUGCCGUGAAGCCGAUGAAAGCAACCUGGUCCGCUGCAAUGACUGCGAGGACUAUGACCUGUGCCUUCGCUGCCUGUUGAGAAACAAGCAUGGUCACCACCCUGCUCAUACCUUCUCGCUCGGCUCGGACCGCAACUUCUGCUUGAAGAACUUGAUCGUGUCUCGCUGCCUUCCUGGCCGCCAGUUCAAGCACGCUGCCAUUUGUGAUGGCUGUGACAAUCGUAUUGUUGGCACCCGCCACAAGUGUCUUUCCUGCCCCGAUUGGGAUUACUGCCGUGACUGCAUCGCAACUGCCCCCAAGGAUCAUCCUGGUCACCGAUUUGUUCCUAUUUAUGAAGCUAUCAGUGAGCACCCUGGCGCGCACUCUGUGCACUUUGGUAUCUUCUGUGAUGGGCCUCUCUGCAGGAACAAGCCCGCCCAGAGCUACAUCUCCGGGGUGCGCUACAAGUGCGCCGUCUGUGACGAUGUCGAUUUCUGCGCCAGCUACUCACCCUUGGUCAAGUUCAAGACUCCCGUGCGCACUGUGACUGUGAGCACUGUGAGCGAUGAUGGUGCCCACGGCGCUGUCGCACUGGGUGAUGAUGCCUCGGCUCGCUCUCGCUCUGAGGCCACCACGACUGUUGAUGAAUUGCCCGAAAAGCCCGCUGUUGUCCAGGAACCUGUUGAGGUGGAGGUCAGCAAGCCCAGCAAGCCAGAGGAGGCCAAGGUUGAAGUUGCGCCAGUCGCCUUGGAGCCCACCACAUACGAGCCAUCCCCUGCUAAAGGCGAGAGUGGCGGCUUCCAAGCUUACUUUGUCCGUGAUGCUAUUCCGGAUGGUACCAAAAUGCCUCCCAACACCUUGUUCCGACAGACAUGGACCCUCUACAACCCCGGGCCCAACGCUUGGCCGGAAGGUAGUGACGUCCGCUUUGUUGGCGGCGAUACCAUGUUCAACGUUGAUUCUCGUAACCCGUCAAGCGUGGAGUCAAUCCGCGCUGCCAUGGAGAGCAACAAACUGGAAGCACCCAUCGAGGCUGGUCAAAGUGCCGACUUCACCGUGACCCUCCGAACUUCCAGUCGUGAAGGCACUGCCAUUUCUUACUGGCGCCUGAAACUCCCCAACGGAGAGGCAAUUGGUCACCGACUUUGGUGUGACAUUCAGGUGCAAGCUGCCAUCUCUAGCUCCAGCUCGGAUGUCGAGACUGAGCCUACUCCCAACGACGAUUCCGAGAAGUCUCGGUCCACUGUCGACGAACCUGUUGGUAGCCACAUGAUCUUCCCCAAGCUCGAGAAAGAGUCCCCCGAGUCCAGUACCCACGAGGCCGCCAUGCCCUCUCACCACGCUCCCACUGUAUCAAGCGCUUGCGAGGACGACGACAUGGAAAGUCUUGCCCUAGAAGAGGUCAGUACCGACGCCGGCUUCCUCACCGACGAGGAGUAUGAUGUCCUCGAUGCCAGCGAUCAGGAAUAUCUUGAUGCCAAGCAGUCCACCCACUAG
Penicillium maclennaniae is the source of this 2484-nucleotide messenger RNA. Its product is annotated as ZZ type zinc finger domain protein. The transcript is spliced from 4 exons. Gene Ontology annotation, molecular function: zinc ion binding. Bases 1 to 2484 code for a protein of 827 amino acids. The record is from RefSeq and is a predicted model, not a curated record. Lineage: Eukaryota; Fungi; Ascomycota; Eurotiomycetes; Eurotiales; Aspergillaceae.